UGGCCUUUCCUAUACCAGACCACCUUCCGAAGCGACCAGCACCUGUCGACGUCUCUUCGCAAAUCUUGUAUAAAAUCGACUCUGCGACGAAGGACACGCUAAAUUCGUCUUUGGCAGCGUCAUGGCUCGGGGAGCUAGAGGACUCGAUUCAGGCCACGAAGGAACGUAUCCAUGACCGUAUUCAGUCCGACUUACCCAAAUUCAAUCACCAGCUUGAAACGUCCAAGUCAGUCCAAGCUCGCUAUGAAUCGCUAGUUUCUAGGACAGACAAGCUGAAUGAAUCCAUUGCCAACCCAAAUGCGGGCAUUCUUCCAACACUUGUUGAGACUUUGUCAAAACACUCGUCACUAGCUCAAGAAGCCAGUGAUGCAGAGGCACUUUACGAGGGCUUCUCCUACCUUCUACGCUGCAGAAAUGUCUACUCGUCUCUCGUCUCCGUGAUCCUAGCUGGCAAAUUGCCGGAGGGUGUCGCAAUUUCUGCAGAGGUUCAGCAGCUACUCGAGGAAAUGCCACCAUCGCUCACGAAGACUGCUGUUUCGGAAGACCUGAAGGACAAAUUCAGUGCCUCCAGGGCUCGGAUCCAGGACCAAUUAACCGACGCCUAUUCAAAGAGCAUCAUCAUGUCGCCCAAGGAGAUUAUCAUCCGUGCAGAAGUGCAAGGGCGCGGUUCCGACACAAUGCUCAAGCUGUCUGCAUUAUUACACUCCCUUUCUCCUACGACGCUCUCGGGUCUGCUGUCCACUUUGCGCAGGGACCUCUUGACUUACUUCGUGGACCACGUCCUCACUCAGCCGUACACAGUGUUGACUGAAACAUCUAUUCCUGAUGAAGUCAAGUUGUCCUUGAUUCCUGCUCCGCCGUAUUCUGAAGACCUGCGAAAACGCAUUGACAAUUUGUCCAAUAUUUUGGACUUCCUCUCAAUCCACCUCUUUCCUCAUUUCCCCCAACAAGAAAUUGCCCAGUUUACACGCUCUCUGAGCAAGCCGAUCACGAACAGUGUGCUGAACAACCUCCUCACGCCUUUCCUCCCUUCUUCAUUCGGUCUUCUUCCUUCCUUCCUUGACCUUCUACGGCGAGCAGUCAUUUUUGAAGAGAAUGAUAUACAACGUCUGUUAGAAGGCGAUCGACAGGAAGGAUCUAUUAAGGCCUGGUCAGAUGGGGUCUCGGGCCAUUACGAACGGCGACGACGUGUCGAAAUUCUGGAACAGGCCCGCAAAGAAAUUGUUACAAUCGACGAUAUCAAUGACACAUUCAAAGCCGUUAGCGAUGGUGGCCCGGAAACAUCACUUCCUACAGUCGUACCGGUGCAGGAAGACGAAGCUCUCAAGGACGAUGCCUGGGGCUUUGACGAACCCGUUAGUAGCAAUCCUGUGGAAGACAAUGCUGAUGGAUGGGGCUUCGAUGAACCUACUACCCCCAAUGCCGCCACGGACAACGCAGAUGGCUGGGGCUUUGACGACGAGAUGGACCCUGAACCCGCACCAGAAGCACAACCUGAAGUCCCCAGUGAGGAGGCAGCCCCAGAACUUAUGGAGGUUGAUGAAAAGAAGGAAGAAGCUAACGGCGACGCAGAGCCGGAUCCAGGAGACGCGUGGGGUUGGAACGACGAUGCGGAUCUCCCGGCAGAGGAUGCCCCAGAAGACAAUCCAUGGGAUGACCCCUGGUCCGACCCUCCUGAUACCACUGCAACUCUUGAACCGCCGCCGUCGCCACCUCCCCCUGCAAGCAUUGUUGUCUCUCCUAAGGUAGCUACUCGACUAGAAAAAUUAGCAACGAAGCAGAAGAAGCAGCUCAACGGCCAGUCUUCAACCACCACAACACCAUUAUCGUCACCUCCAAUACCUGAACCAACGAUGACAUUUUCGCCUCCCUCACCUCCACCUGAGCCAGAACGUAAGAACGCACCAGAGAAUGGCCGCCUUAAGUUGAAGCGCCCUCCAGAAGUCGUGACAACAAUUGCCCCACAGGAAUACUACCUCGUACCCAAGCAGACGAAGCGCGUCCUCAAGAUGGUCGAGACGGUCAUCGACGAGAGCAAGCUCUUCUACGCGUCGAAUCUCUUCCCUGCGUCGAAAGAUAUGUUUCCCGCUCCAGGGUCGAUAUUGCUGCAAUCGACGUCGUCGAUAUUGGAUCUGUAUGAGGCUCUGUAUCCUGUUAAACAUGCGAAGGCACUAGAGUUGCCAGAAAGGGGGAUGCUCUUUUCUAACAGCUGCGUGUACAUGACUGGUGCGGUCCAACGGCUGGAAGACACAAUCUAUGGGCAGUCCAUUCUGAAGGAGCGCUUAGUAGAGUGCAGACGCCACCUACAGGUUUUGGGUGACAAUUGGUACGAUGGCACUAUCGAACGGGAGCAACAGAGGAUUGACAAAAUUCUUGUCGAUGGUGCUCAAGGCUUUACAUAUACCACAGACCAAGACCGUUAUGAUGAGUGUGAGCAAACCGUCAAUGAUGUGCUCAAGGAUAUCAAAAAGCUUGCUCAGCGUCUCAAAGGCAUCCUCAGCAAGAGCAAGUACUUUGCUGCCAUUGGUUCAGUAGCAGACUCUGCUUUAUCAAGAGUGCUUCGAGACGUCCUCGCGCUGCCAGAUAUUCCGGAAAUGGAGUCUCAUAGGCUGAGCGAACUGUGUCGGAUACUCAAUGCUCUGGAGGGCCUUUUCAGCGACAACCCCGAACAGGCCUCCUUUGUCGUUGCCUACGUGCCCAACUGGCUAAAAUUCUCAUAUCUUUCGGAACUUCUGGAAGCCUCUCUUGCAGAUAUCACAUACCUCUUUGAGCAGGGGGCGCUCGUCGAUUUCCAGGUCCAUGAGCUCGUUAACUUGGUUCGAGCCCUCUUUGCAGAUACCUCACUAAGGACAAAUACGAUCAACAAGCUCCUGAACGGUCAUCCAGCACCGUCGUAGU
This is a messenger RNA of Cyclocybe aegerita, 2898 nucleotides long. The record is from the annotation of a GenBank genome assembly. Lineage: Eukaryota; Fungi; Basidiomycota; Agaricomycetes; Agaricales; Hemipholiotaceae.